Messenger RNA from Amoebophrya sp. A120, 2145 nucleotides. The record is from the annotation of a GenBank genome assembly. Lineage: Eukaryota; Dinophyceae; Syndiniales; Amoebophryaceae.
GUGCAGGAUAAAUAUUGAUGAAGAGACCUCGAUCUUCGUUUUUCGUUUCUUUGUUCCUCGACAAGGCGACCGCUCCUGGACACACGGAGCUUCGUGGUCCUGUUUGAGAUGCUAGAGAAUGCGUGCGCACUAGUCUUUCCACAAAAAACACGCUGACCUAGUAGACCGCCUAACUUUGUAGAUGCAUUGCACGUUGCAUCGCCGCGCCGAAUAAAUCUACUCUCGUCACGAAAACUCAUGGUCGCCUUUUGUCUGCGGUGUUGGCCCUUCCUUUUGCUACGACUCAACCAGGUGGUGCAUGGUCGUGCCACGGAUCCCUGCGGGGACUUGGAAGUGGACCCGACAUCAGCAGGAGAUAACGAAGUCAAUGGCAUCCUGGAGAACACGAGCGGAACCGUUGUCGUCACUGGUGGGUCCGGGUUCAUUGGGUCGAAUCUGGUCGAGCUGCUGCUGAAAAGGACAAACUAUAAGAUACGCGUACUGGAUAACUUGGAAACGGGGAACAUCCUGUACUUGGACUUGAUCAGUCAGCCUGAACGGCUCCAGUUCCACUUCGGGGACAUACUAGACUUGCCGCUGCUGGAAAAGGUCUUCGGCGUAGCUGAAGACGACGCGGCGCGGCCAGGCGAUGACGACGCCGCACGGCCGCGACCUCCGCCCGACAUAGUCGGUGUUUUUCACUUGGCUGCGGCUUCGAAAGUUCUCCCGUCCUUGAUCGACCCAAAGAUGGCCACCUUCAACGUGAAAAAUAACGCCCUCGGGACCGCGAACCUGCUGGAAGUGGUGAGAAAAGUAAUUCUCAGACAGGAAGAGUGGAGAAAAAAGCACACCACAGAUGAGAACCACCGGAGCAAUCAAAUGGAUGAUAAUCUUUACAGAUUCAAGAAAAUCGUGUACGCGGGGUCGUCCACUUACUACGGGCGGCAGUCAGCGGACGACAUUGGUGCGUUUGAAGAAAAUAUGCUGUUCUCCGUGUCCAGCCCCUACGCGGCGUCCAAGUACAUGGGUGAGUUGCAGAUGAACACGUUUGACGAGAUCCACCAAGUGCCCACCGUGAACCUGCGCUUUUUCAUGGUGUACGGCCCGCGGAACCCGCGGAAGGGCGGCUACGCGGUGGUGACCGGGAUUUUCGCGGAACUCAAGAAGGCAGGCACGCUAUGGUGAGGAAAAACGUCCUCCCCUCCUCAUAUUUUCAAGAGGGAGGUUUUACUGUUGACACAAAAACAAAUCAGCUCUACUGUCAUCUUGCAAGAAAGCAACUCCAGAAAUCUCCGCCGCAUUCUGGAGGCGAUUUCUCAUGCUGUGGAGCCUGUGUCAGCGUCGCAGGUGUCUGCCAUUAUUACACACCUCGACCCAAGCGCCCAUAGAACCUAGGCUGCGGAUCUGGCUGCAAUCGCUUACUGCAAGACAGAGCUGAUUUGUGCACGCAAAGGCAGCAACAGAUGAAAUCUCGCGUUUGAAUAAGGGCAGAGGGAUUAUUUCUAAUUUUGAUAAAUGCCACUGACCAUCGAGGGCGACGGAAUGCAGUACCGCGACUUUGUGCACGUGGAGGACGUGGGCCGGGCCUGCCUCCUGGCGUUGGAGAACCCCAGCGUGCGCGGGACCUCCAUAAACAUCGGCAGUGGACGCACGCAUACCAUUCUGGACGCCGCCGAAAUCGUGGCGCCCGGCGAAACCCGGAGGUUUUUGCCGGCCAGGCGCAACGACCUCAAGGGCACACUGGCAAACACGUGCAAGGCGAAAAAAGAACUGAAGUUCGCGUCGGCGAAGCAAUUUGAGGCAGAAAUGGACUUCCUGGUGCAGAAAAUUCUCCGAAACGACAACGGUGACUUCGUCUACGAGAACAUGGACCGAACCUUUCAGCGCUGGUUCGCCACCAAAUCGCCAGCAGAUGGUGCUCCGCCAUGGUCCUCCUCGAGUUUAGAAGAAAAAAACGAACGCGUUCGCGAGCGGAUUGUGAAACAGGGCCUCUUGAAAGCUGCUUUGGAGACGACUGCUGAUGCCGCAGAACUGUGAAAGCGAAAAUUUGAAUUUCCAAAUUGAUUUUUGCCACUGAUUCAUCUGAACAUGAUACUCCUAGAUGAUAUGCAACCAAUUAUCUUCUUUGCGCACGAGCAUAACAAUAACUGAGACAUGAAAGAAGCC